AUGCAGGGCGCGUCCGGGGUCGGGCUCGGCAACUUCCUGGAGAUGGGGCCGCUGGACGUGGACCUGAAGCCGCGCAACUCGACGUGGCUCCAGAAGGCCGACCUCAUCUUUGUGGACAACCCGGUCGGCACAGGGUACAGCUACGUGGAGGACGACAGCCUGUUCGUGACCAGCGACUGGCAGCAGGCCGCGGACAUGACCACGGUGGUCAGGGCGCUGGUGAAGGAGGUGCCCACCCUGGCGACCAGCCCGCUUUUCCUGGUCGCCGAGUCCUACGGCGGCAAGUACGCCGCCACGCUCGGCGCGUCCGUCGCCCGGGCCGUCCGCGCCGGCGAGCUCAACAUCACGCUCGGAGGUGUGGCGCUUGGGGAUAGCUGGAUCUCGCCGGAGGAUUUCACGCUCUCCUACACGCCGCUGCUCCUGAGCGUGUCGAGGCUGGACGACAACGCCCGGCGACGAAGCAAACAAGAAGGCGGAGACAGUGAAGGAGCAAAUCAUGGCGGGCCAGUGGGCCGCCUCCUCUCCUGCUGUGGCCGCUCAUGGUGCUCGUGCCCGGUGCCGGUGGGUCUCGACGGUGCCGCGGUUGGCACAGAGCAGUCUUAG
This is a messenger RNA of Miscanthus lutarioriparius, 603 nucleotides long. The record is from the annotation of a GenBank genome assembly. Lineage: Eukaryota; Viridiplantae; Streptophyta; Magnoliopsida; Poales; Poaceae.